AUGGUAAGAAUCUUCAAGUUUACCAAGGUGUUUGAGCGGCAUCCUGGCAUUUUCUACAUUUCUAAGAAGUGUGACACCCAAACUGUUGUUCUAAGGGAAGCUUAUGACCGCCACAGACUCAUAGAGAAACACCCCCUAACUGAUAUCAGGGAAAGAUAUGCAAGUUUGAUGGAAAAAGGGUUUGUGGAUAGGAGCAGGGGGUUAUACAAGAAAAACAAGUGUGAGGGUCUAGAGGAGGAUCCUUUAGAGAGGAUUUCUGGUGGUGAACUCAGUGGAUUUCAAUAUGAAGGGGAGUCAGAUGAUUAUCGGUAUUCAGAAUAUGAAUCAGACAAGACUAUGGAUAAUUCUUGCUGA
Ilex paraguariensis (yerba mate) is the source of this 354-nucleotide messenger RNA. The record is from the annotation of a GenBank genome assembly. Lineage: Eukaryota; Viridiplantae; Streptophyta; Magnoliopsida; Aquifoliales; Aquifoliaceae.